UAGCAGCAGUGACGAGCUUGUGUUAAAUGGCACUCUUGAGUUAUGCGAUGUAUUGAGAGAUUAGCGAAUAUAAAUGGUUAAAGAGGUCUGUUAAGAAAUUAAAAACAUACCGAAUAAUCGAUAAUUCAAAUCUCCCGAGUCUACUAGGCCUAACUAAUUUUCCUUCGCCUUGAGAAAUAAAUUAUUUAUAACCGCAAAAUACGUCAGUGUCAUUUUACAUAUAAAUGAUCUACUAAGAAGGAAAUCAGUGCCACAAGUGCCAAGAAACAACUGCGUAUAUUAAUUUGGCUCUUGAUUGAAUGGUUUGCACCUUCUAAGAAAUCAUGCCUCUGUUCGGAAAGUCUCAAAAGAGUCCGGCGGAGGUUGUGAAGGCUCUGAAGGAGGCUGUGAAUGCUCUGGAACGUGGAGAUAAAAAAGUAGAAAAGGCACAAGAGGAUGUUAGCAAAAAUUUGGUUCAUAUUAAAAACAUGCUCUAUGGUACUGCUGAGGCUGAACCCCAGGCAGACAUUGUUGUGGCUCAAUUAGCACAAGAGCUAUACAACAGUAACCUGCUAUUAUUGCUUGUGCAGAACCUGAGCCGCAUAGAUUUUGAGGGAAAAAAAGAUGUGGCUCAAGUAUUCAACAAUAUUUUACGGAGGCAAAUUGGCACACGAUCCCCAACGGUCGAGUAUAUAUGCACAAAACCCGAGAUAUUGUUUACUCUUAUGUCUGGCUACGAGCAUCAAGAUAUUGCCCUCAACUGUGGGACGAUGCUGAGGGAAUGUGCCCGAUACGAAGCGUUGGCCAAAAUAAUGAUUUAUUCCGAUGAUUUUUACAAUUUCUUUCGAUACGUUGAAGUUUCCACAUUCGAUAUAGCAUCAGAUGCCUUUUCUACGUUUAAGGAAUUACUAACAAGACACAAGAUACUUAGCGCCGAAUUUUUAGAAGUGAAUUACGACAAAGUCUUUUCACACUAUCAAAGGUUAUUAAAUUCAGAAAAUUACGUUACGCGUCGACAGAGUUUAAAAUUACUGGGUGAACUUCUUCUGGACAGACAUAAUUUUACUGUCAUGACCCGGUACAUUUCAAACCCUGAUAAUUUAAAGCUCAUGAUGAACAUGCUUAAAGAAAAAUCACGCAAUAUACAAUUUGAGGCUUUCCACGUUUUUAAGGUUUUUGUUGCUAAUCCAAACAAGCCAAAGCCAAUUCUGGAUAUUCUGCUUCGUAAUCAAGAAAAAUUAAUCGAAUUCCUUACUCGUUUUCAUACGGAUCGUUCGGAAGACGAACAAUUCAAUGACGAAAAGGCAUACCUAAUAAAGCAGAUCAAAGAGCUUAAGUCUGUUCACGAGAACUAAGUUGGAAGUAUUUUAUAAUAUUAUUUUUGCGUAGUUAUGUAAAUAAAAUUUACAUUCACAAUUUAUAAUUGUAAUAUACAGACUCGAGACAACAUUAUAAUGAACUAUCCUCCUAAUUCUAUAAAUAAAUUCUCAUUUUCAAAAUGUUCGUAUGGCAGCUACAAGGAAUAACGUUCAAAUGAUCCCUUUCCACGCGCUUCGCCCAGAGAACAUCGUUCGCUUCUAACAAUUUCUAAGGAAAAUUUUAUAGCUUCUAAUGAACGAAAUCGGAUCAGGAUGGCGAGGUAGCUUCUUCUAUAAAGAAAAACUGUGUUAUUAAGUAGUGUAGCCACAGUUUUACGUAGCGCGAUUGUGUGAACAUCCACAACACUGCUUUUUUAUCUUAUCUACCAGGUUCAAAUCGUGGCAGAGCUUACAGCAAAGUUGACUAUUUUCGUAAUAAAAGCUAGGUGCAGAGGAAAAAAAAGCUAUAUCAACUUGUAACUUCAAAACUAUGCUAGCUUUGAUAACGUCCUUGUAGAAGAUUCUUGUAGCUGUCAUACUUGGGAUUUUACACCACAUGUUAUACUAUACGCAGCAAAUUGUAUCACUUAUACUAAUAUACAUCUACUGCUUCAGCAUUUUAUGCAAAAUUAUUGUAAUCCAAUGCGUAUGUAUAGAAUUGACUGUUAAACUGUAACGCCAAAACAAUAAUUAUUGUUUAUUAUAUUUAUUGCAUUAAAAGUAUUACCAAAA
Molecule: messenger RNA, 2069 nt
Organism: Athalia rosae (coleseed sawfly)
Lineage: Eukaryota; Metazoa; Arthropoda; Insecta; Hymenoptera; Athaliidae
Gene: Mo25
Product: protein Mo25
Exons: 8
Coding region: 324-1334 (336 amino acids)
Biological process (GO): intracellular signal transduction
Molecular function (GO): protein serine/threonine kinase activator activity
Source: RefSeq, a predicted model, not a curated record